AUGCAUCUCUUCGCGCUCCCCGCAGUGCUCUGCGCUCUGAGCUACUGUGCAGCCCUUCCAUCCUCUGUUGAACCGCAGCCACUUCCUCUGGUCAUCUGGCAUGGAUUGGGCGAUCGAUAUGAUGCAGAUGGCUUGCACUCAGUCGGCGAGCUUGCUCAGGAGGUGUAUCCAGGGACAUACGUCUACUACAUUCGAAUCGACGAUGAUGGCGGCGAGGACAGAAGCGCCACAUUUCUUGGGAACCUGACCGAGCAGGUGGCAUCAGUCUGCCAAGCUCUACACGAUGACCCGAAGCUAAAAGAUAAGAAGACAGGCGAGGUACGAGUGGAUGCACUGGGAUUUUCUCAAGGGGGGCAAUUCUUGCGUGGCCUCCUCCAACGCUGCAACGGACUCAGCAUGCGUAGCUUGGUGACUUUCGGAAGCCAGCACAAUGGUAUUGCACAGAUCAAGGCCUGUGGGACUUGGGAUUUUGUCUGUAAAGGCGCUCUGGCGUUGAUACGGGGUAAUGCUUGGACGGAUUACGCACAGUCUCAUGUCGUGCCUGCGCAGUACUAUCGGACAAUCAACGACACCACAGGACUUGCGAGCGACGAUUACUUGAAGCACAGCAACUUUCUGGCGGACAUAAACAACGAGCGAGACGUCAGAAAUGCGACGUACAACACCAGACUGGCUAGUCUUGAGACAAUGGUCAUGUUUGUGUUUGAGAAUGACACCACGGUGAUUCCCAAAGAGAGUGGGUGGUUCGCAGAAGUGAAUGCGACAAGUGGAGAGGUGACGCCGCUGAGGAACAGGAAGAUGUACAAAGAGGACUGGGUUGGGUUGAAGAAGUUGGACAAGAAAGGCGGUCUUAUCUUCAAGACGACGCCUGGAGACCAUAUGCAGCUUGAAGAAGACAUCCUGAAAGACACCUUCGCAGCGUACUUUGGUCCGGAGCAGAAGACAGAUAUGGCGGCAACGUGGUGGCGGUUCUGGCAGCAGAAGCCUGAUGAUGUGAACCUUGCCACGUUCAAGGACGUUCUGUAG
Ramularia collo-cygni is the source of this 1026-nucleotide messenger RNA. Its product is annotated as related to palmitoyl-(protein) hydrolase. The coding region runs from base 1 to 1026 and encodes 341 amino acids. Gene Ontology annotation, cellular component: lysosome. Lineage: Eukaryota; Fungi; Ascomycota; Dothideomycetes; Mycosphaerellales; Mycosphaerellaceae. Gene Ontology annotation, molecular function: thiolester hydrolase activity; palmitoyl hydrolase activity. The transcript has a single exon. The record is from RefSeq and is a predicted model, not a curated record.